AUGGACGGUUGCCGAUUCUUUCCGCUCCUGUCGCUGAUAGUCAACGUUGAUCUUCUGCAAGGACAAGUAGUGGAAAAUUGCGAAUAUCACUACUCGGUUAAUGGAAACAACGUCACUAAGCCUGCGUGCAAGCAAGGCGAGAUUUGUAUUGAACCGGGCGUGAAGAACUUCACCGUCUACGUGGAGGACCAUUGUGUAAGUGUAAUGGGGUUGCGAUUUCACCAACCCUAUUUUCAGGACUAUGUCGACUCUUUCGAUUACACGAGCAUUGUAUCGCGUGAGUUGUGCGGUGCACAUCAGUUUAUGUAAAAAUUCAUUUUUAGGAUGCGAAGGCGGAGAACCACCGCCUCCAAUCUCGAUGAAUGGACAGGCGAUCUCGAGUCUUCCCAUCAUCUAUUACAUGCUUGGUUGCAUCACCUUUCGCUUGAAAACUUACGAUUUGUAA
Messenger RNA from Bursaphelenchus xylophilus (pine wood nematode), 445 nucleotides. The record is from the annotation of a GenBank genome assembly. Lineage: Eukaryota; Metazoa; Nematoda; Chromadorea; Rhabditida; Aphelenchoididae.